GAAAAAGAAACGACCAAUACUUGACAAUCAAAAUGAUAAAGAAAAUAAUGGAACUUCCACAUCAUCAUCCGAAGUGGGACUCAUUGAGAAUAUAAUGCAAAAUCAGGCAUACUCUAGAACAUUGAAUGAAGCUACCAAAAAACAAAAGACUAAUGAAAAUACUAAAGGAAUUAAUUCUACUAAAGAGAUUGAUUCUAGUGAAGAAUCAGAUGAUAUUGAAGUUAAAAUUGAGGGAAUCAUUUGUAAAGAAAUAUCAAUCAACAAGAAUUUCAAGGUUAUUAUUGAAAAUUUUGAAAACUACAAGAAGGACAAUAAGGAUCCUUUGGUGAUUGCUAAUAUAAUGGAUCUGAUACCAAAAGGCUCAUUUAUAAGAACGUUGCCUAAAGAUGUGUACAAAGAAUACCUUUUAUCAUUAGAAUAUUUGGAUAAUAUUAUUCCCAAUGAAACACAUGAUUUUCUAGUAGAAUUUUUUGGGCAGGACUUGACAUAUCGACAAUGGCUAAAUGUUUUAGAUGACUUGAAUAUCAAAAGUUUUGACAAAGUAACUCAAAUGGCAAUAAGAAUUAUAAAAAAAACUUUUGAUACUUUUUUACAGGCUUUUUCUCUUGGACAUUCCAACCCACUUCAAAAUAUACAGACUCUAGAGCAGUGUCAUUUAAAUGAUUUUGUACAUCCAUGCCUGAAAGCUGCUUUGAUUGGUGAAGUAACUUCAAUUCAUAAUAUCUAUAGACAAAAAGGCAAUGGAAUUGGUUUCACAAAUGAUGUCAACAAGUAUCAACUAGUAUAUAUUGAAGGGAGUCGUCCACAUAAUGUCAGAGAAAAGAAAGAAAUAGAUGACUGUGUGAAGGUGAUAACACCAGAAUUUGAAGUCUUUAGUUAUAAACUUGAGAUACAUCUAUAUGUGCUUCGAUUUGCUGGAUGUUAUCACCUUGUUGAAAUUGAUAAUGCAACUGUUCCAUGGGAUUUUUCUGAAAUCGAAGAUUUUGUCUACUUUUAUGAGGCAAUAAUUAAAUGUGCA
This is a messenger RNA of Entrophospora candida, 1018 nucleotides long. The record is from the annotation of a GenBank genome assembly. NCBI's taxonomy places the organism in Eukaryota, Fungi, Glomeromycota, Glomeromycetes, Entrophosporales, Entrophosporaceae.